CAUUGCGGAUCGGCUCAGCACACAGACGAGCCUCACUCUCUAGAUAUCUCUCUCCCCCUCGUGGCUUUAGGACCCGGGAGAAUAACUAGAUGGACAGUUUGUUUUGAGUGAUUAAAAGAACUGACUGGUAUCCUCGGGCUGGCGACUAAGGGGACCGUGCAGUCACCUGGCUGUAAAGAAAAAAACGCAACUGGAUUGUUACCGCCAAAGAAAGAAAAAAAAUCACCCCCGCGCUUCACUCGAGGAAGAUCCCCCCUUCCUUCUCCUGCACUCCAUCCCUCCCUCCUCAGACUCCCUCUCCCAGACACAGAGACCGUAUUCAGAGCACCGGUAUUCGCCUGGAGACGCGCGUUUGGAUACGGGGGCUUUGUGGAGAUCACCAAGUAGGGCGAAGUGCGCUACGUCCCUGGCAUCUCAAUCAAUCAAUCCAUCAACCGGAUAACGGCAUCGGCCCGAUAGCCUCCUUCUCAUCUGCCUGCGAACAAAAUUGCUUCAAAAUUGCAGCAAAAAGGUUUGUUUUUAAGGAACUGAUCCGCUAGCGUUACUGCAAAUGUGUCAGUGGCGCGCUCAUCAACGCUUUCGAUGACAACAUGGUCUCUUACUGAUGGAAACACUUUUUAAUUUGGAGAAGAAAACGGACAGCGACUAGCAAGUCUGUUUAUCUCGUGUUGCUGCUGUUGGGACACUCUAAGUGAAUAGUUGCAGACAUAUAUGCUAUAACAGUUGAGAUUGUCGCUGUGUGUUAUACCGGGAGUCGUGAUCAGCGGGCAUGAGACUGAGGAAAUCCGCCGCGGUUCGGAGAACUGGGCUAGCUCGCGCUCGGGAACUACACGGUUAGAUAUUCAACUUUUGUUUCAGACUUUAUCUUUCCAUAUGGACCGAUCGGCAUCGCUGGACAUUGAGGCGCUGAAGAUGACCCAGGAGCAGUACAUCCUGGCAUCCCAGCCGAACCCCCUCCAGAGGCCGGGCUGUGCUACGGUGUACCCUGUAGGGAUUUACGGUUGGCGGAAGCGCUGUCUGUAUUUUUUCAUCCUCCUCCUCCUCGUCACCAUGAUCGUCAACCUAGCCUUGACCAUCUGGAUCCUAAAGGUCAUGAACUUUACGGUGGACGGCAUGGGAAAUCUCCGUGUAACCAAAGAAGGCAUCAGAUUAGAGGGAGUGUCAGAGUUCCUUCUACCACUUUAUGUGAAAGAGAUUAAAUCCAGACGGGACAGUCCUCUGGUGUUACAGUCAGACCGCAACGUGACGGUGAACGCACGAAAUAACCUUGGCCAGCUGACAGGACAGCUCACUGUGGGCUCAGAGAUGGUGGAGGCGCAGUGUCAGAGGUUCGAGGUGAGAAGUAGCGAUGGAGAGCGAGUUCUCUUCUCUGCUGAUGAAGAGGAGAUCAGUAUUGGCACAGAUAAAUUGAGGGUCACAGGCAACGAGGGAGUUGUGUUUAGCCAUUCGGUGGAAACGCCACACAUCCGUGCUGAACCAUUCCAAGACCUAAAACUUGAGUCCCCAACUCGGACGCUGACGUUGGAGGCCCCUAAAGGUGUAGAAGUCAAUGCAGGAGUGGGGGAAUUCAAAGCUUCCUGCAGGAAGGAUCUCACUUUGGAGUCUUCAGAAGGAGAGAUCUUUUUAAACGCAAAUUCAAUUCGUCUCGGGAAUCUUCCACACGGGAGUGUGGACCCUUUGCUCGGUCCAGGGACCACCUACCCAAAACAGACUGUGUACGAGGUGUGCGUAUGUCCCAGCGGCAAACUCUAUCUGUCUCCUGCAGAAAGCUCCUCCACCUGCCAGACCACGAACAGUGUGUGUCUCUGGAGCUGAGAAAGGUGGGUGGGCAGUGGACCACCCAGCACCAGAAAGGCCUUCCUUCACCUCUUCUCUUAUUACAUGUCUAAUCGUUUAUUAUAAUUUUAUUACAUCUAUUCAUCCAUCAUCAGUAUCUGUCUGUCUAUCUGUGUAUCUAUCUUAAAGGCAUCUUCAUGUC
Messenger RNA from Misgurnus anguillicaudatus (oriental weatherfish), 1978 nucleotides. Its product is annotated as zeta-sarcoglycan. Gene Ontology annotation, biological process: heart contraction; cardiac muscle tissue development. NCBI's taxonomy places the organism in Eukaryota, Metazoa, Chordata, Actinopteri, Cypriniformes, Cobitidae. Gene Ontology annotation, cellular component: sarcolemma; sarcoglycan complex. The record is from RefSeq and is a predicted model, not a curated record.